GCGCGCGAAGGGAGGUGGAAUGCACAACAGCGCCCCGGAGAAACAACAGAGCCAUCAUUCGCCGAUCGUCGGGGAUCGGGCUCAGUAAGCCAGCAGUGCGGGCAUCGUCCACUUCUGCUCACUGCCAUCAUCGGUCCAGUCAUGGCAACGACACGCUUCUUAGUGUUUCCCUUCGCCAUCUUUCUGAUCGUCUUGUGCGUUUUCAUGGCCAUCCCCAGUUUAGAGGCGAAAGAAGUCGACCAGCAGGUGGUGAAGAAGCUUCGCCAAAACUUGACUGAUUCAGCAAAAUACGACAAAAACUACCAGCCACUCAACAGUCAUGCGUCCGACACAAUAGUCAACUUCACAGUCUAUGCCAAGCAGCUGAGGUACAUGAUGCCUGACUGGGACUACAUGUCGCUUUCAGCAUUCGUCUGCAUGCACUGGAUCGACGAAGGGCUGUCGUGGAACCCGAGCGAGUACGACGACAUGCGCGAGGUGACAGUUGCUGACAGCGAGGUUUGGACCCCGACGCUGUCGGUGCACGAGAGCUACGGCGUGUACGGCGUGCGCCUCUUCUCGGCCGUCAAGACCGACCACCACGGCAACGUCAUCUGGUGCCCGCUGGUGACGUUCGGCAUGCGCUGCACGAUGGACCUGCGCGACUACCCGUACGACGAGCACCGGUGCGCCAUGAACGUCUCCUCCUGGGCGCACGGCUACAAGGUCAAGCUCAUCGGCAAGCUUGCCAAGAAGAACUUCGACCAGACGCAUCCCGACUGGACCGGCUACUUCGAGUCCAUGGACACGACCGAGUUCCAGCACCCAGAGCAGGGCGCCGACCCCGUACUCCGGUUCACGCUGUUCGUGAAGCGAAACGCUCCGGGCUACCACUUCACCGUGGUGCUUCCCUGCGUGGCCGUCUCCAUCCUCACACUGUUCAUCUUCUGGCUGCCGCCUUCGUCCGGCAAGAAGAUCACGCUCGGCUGCGCCAGCAUCGUCAUCAUCCUGCUCGUCAUCCAGAACCUGAGGCACGACCUGGGCGACUCCGUCCACGUGCCACGCGUCGUCCAGUACUUGGGUACCACGUGCCUAGCCAUCUCCGUGGCGACGCUCAUCUCGGUGUUGGUGCUGAACAUGGUCAAGAGCCCGAUGGUGUUCCGGCCGCCCGAUUUCCUCGUGUCCCUGCUGUCGGGCGUGCCCGGCCGGGUGCUGUUCCUGUGCCCGCUCCCGGCACCGCGCGCCGCCGACCACGAGCAGCUGGCCGACGCCACGUCGCCCCUCGACAAGCAAGACAUCAUCACGCGCCAGGAGUGGUUCCUGGUGGCGCAGGGCAUCGACCGCGUCGUCUUCAUCAUGUACGCCGUCUUCCUGCUCGCCUACCAUGCCUGAGCGUUCAAGAACCAAGGUGACUUGGCGUCAUCAUUGCGCGGUUGCGACUGACACGGGCCGUUAAGUUAUUAAAGUUGCCAGCGUGAGCGAGUUGGUACACUGUUUAGGAAGUCAAAUCAGUGCGGGAAACAACGAGGACAUCAUUCGAAGUGUACAAAGCGAAUGUUCCACAGCAAUGACGGUGCGGGUAUUUUUUAUUUUUAUUUUGUUUUGUUUUCUUUGGGUUUUCGUAUUUGUCUAUUUUUUGUCUUUUUUUUUUUGCUUUCCGUGUAUGUUUCUUUCGUGUGUGAAUAAAGAGAGACGUGUU
Messenger RNA from Dermacentor silvarum, 1678 nucleotides. Its product is annotated as neuronal acetylcholine receptor subunit beta-2-like. Lineage: Eukaryota; Metazoa; Arthropoda; Arachnida; Ixodida; Ixodidae. Gene Ontology annotation, molecular function: transmembrane signaling receptor activity; extracellular ligand-gated monoatomic ion channel activity; neurotransmitter receptor activity. Gene Ontology annotation, cellular component: neuron projection; membrane; synapse. The record is from RefSeq and is a predicted model, not a curated record. Gene Ontology annotation, biological process: monoatomic ion transmembrane transport; nervous system process; chemical synaptic transmission.